ACAUGGUUGACGAUGAUGAACGCCGUUGGCGUCAUUUUAAUCCGGAAAUACCAAAAAGAUCUGGAAAAAUUGGUGAGCUCGAAAAGUUUGACGCAACUUUUUUCGGAGUCCAUUUUAAACAGGCCCACACAAUGGAUCCGCAAACACGAAUUCUAAUUGAGACGGCGUACGAAGCUGUAAUAGACUCAGGAGUAAACCCGAAAAGUCUACGUGGAUCAAAAACUGGAGUGUACAUAGGCUCUUGUAUAUCUGAGUCCGAGAAAACAUGGUUUUAUGAAAAGGUUUCUUCCGGCGGGUUUGGAAUCACUGGCUGUAGUAGGGCUAUGAUGGCUAACAGAAUAUCGUAUUGUUUGGGACUAGAGGGUCCUUCGUUUUUACUAGAUACAGCUUGUUCUAGUUCGAUGUACGCUUUAGACAACGCAUUCAGCGCUAUUCGAAAUGGAGAAAUUGAUGCUGCAAUUAUUGGUGGAUCAAACUUACUACUUCAUCCUUUUGUUACACUUCAGUUUGCACGACUUGGCGUUUUAGCACCAGAUGGCUUUUGUCGCCCCUUUGAUAAAAAUGCUAGUGGUUACACUAGAUCAGAAACUAUUAAUUGCCUAUUCUUACAAAGAAAAAAAGAUGCUAAGCGAGUUUACGCAAGUGUGGUUUAUUCGAAAACCAACUGUGAUGGAUACAAGCCAGAGGGAAUAACUUAUCCGUCGGGUAUAGUACAGGAGAAAUUGCUUGAUCAGUUUUACAAGGAUAUUGAUCACAAACCAAGUGAGUUGGGUUAUUUGGAAGCUCACAGUACGGGAACGGUCGUCGGUGAUCCAGAGGAGUGCAAAGCAAUCGAUAAUGUUCUAUGCAGCCAAAGGAAAAAGCCAUUGCUUGUUGGUUCCGUGAAGUCAAAUGUUGGUCAUUCAGAAGCGGCUUCUGGAAUCUGUUCCUUAAUAAAAGCUUGUUUCGCCUUUGAAUCUGGGUUAAUUGCACCAAAUAUAAACUUUACGGAGGUUAAGCAAGUAAUUUUACCCUUAGCUGAGGGAAGGUUGAUUGUUGUAAAAGACGUAACUCCCCUACCAAACCCCUUUAUUGGUAUUAACUCAUUUGGUUUUGGUGGAGCUAAUGCACAUGCACUUUUAAAGGGUUAUCCUAAGUCCAAAACUAAUUUUGGAUUGCCACAAGACGAAGUUCCGCGGCUACUCACUUGGGCAGGAAGGACGGAGGAUGCUGUUGAAGAGAUUUUUAAUGCUGUAGAGAAAAAUCCCUUGGAUGCUGAGUUUAUUGGACUGCUUCAAAAUAUUCAAGAAGAAGAUGUUUCUGGUAUGGUAUUCCGAGGGUAUGCGGUAUUCGCCAAACAAGGAGUUGAACCAUGUGGAGCAUUGAUAAGAGAUAUUCAACAUUACACUGGCCUUCAACGCCCGAUCGUCUGGGUAUAUAGCGGAAUGGGAUCGCAAUGGUAUGAAAUGGGGACAUCACUUAUGAUAAUUCCGCGAUUCCGGGAAUCAAUUAACAAUUGUCAUCAGACGUUGCUGUCGAAAGGCCUUGAUCUAAUACAUAUAUUAACAUCCAAUGAUCCGCAAAUUUACGAAAACAUUUUGCAUUCAUUUGUGGGAAUAGCAGCCGUGCAAAUAGGACUAACAGAUGUCUUGCGCUCUCUUAAUUUUCAACCCGACUAUAUUAUUGGACACUCUGUUGGUGAAUUGGGCUGCGCAUAUGCGGAUGGUGGGCUGACUGCUCAACAAAUGAUAUUGGCCGCCUAUUAUCGUGGUAGAGUUAGUGUGGACCUAGAAAAAAUUCAGGGUUCAAUGGCAGCAAUCGGCGUUGGAUAUACAACUAUUCUACACAUGCUGCCAAAAUCAAUUGAAACAGCGUGCCAUAAUGGCCCGGAUUCUUGCACAAUAUCUGGACCAUUGGAUGAUGUUUCCCAAUUUGUAGCUGAGUUAAAAGCAAAGGGAAUUUUCGCAAAGGAAGUUCCCUGUUCAAAUAUUGCAUAUCAUUCUAAAUAUAUUGCACACAUGGGACCUCCAUUAUUGCAAUAUAUGAAAGAAAUUAUCCCAAAUCCUAAGACUCGAACUAUGAAGUGGUUGAGUACUAGUGUUCCUAAAAUUGAUUGGGAUAAGGAUCAAGCCAAAUUUUGCUCAGCAGAGUACCAUACCAAUAAUUUACUAAAUAGUGUACUUUUUGAUGAAACGUUUUCAUUGCUGCCAAAAAAUGCAUUGACUAUUGAAGUGGCGCCCCAUGGACUUUUAGGUGCUAUUCUUAAACGGUCAAUGCCCAACGGUGUUCAUAUUCCUCUAACAAACAGAGGUAACAAGAAUAAUGCGUUGUUUUUUCUAUCGGCCCUGGGAAAGAUAUAUCAAAAUGGCGUUUUAUUACCGGUUGCUAACUUAUAUGAAAAAAUCCAGUUCCCUGUAUCGCGUUCAACGCCCAGUAUUAGCUCGCUUAUUCGCUGGGAUCAUAGUGAAGACUGGUUCGUGACGAAAUACGAAAAUAUGAAGACCAAAUCUAGCGGAGAGCGUGUGUUUCCAGUAAAUUUGGCGAGUGACAAUGAAGAAUUUAUGAGUGGACAUAUAAUUGACGGAAAAAUUCUUGUACCAGCAACGUGUUAUCUUCAGUAUGUUUGGGAAACGUUCUCACUUAUGUACCACGGGCCGAGUUAUAUGGAUGUACCCGUUGAAUUCGAAGACAUACGUUUCAUAAGAGCUACAAGUAUGCCACUUAAUGGAAAAGUAGACUUAACAGUUAUGAUUCACUAUGGCACCGGCCAUUUUGAGAUAACUGAAGCGGGUAACUUAGUUGUUAGUGGAAUUAUCCGUGAGACUGAAAGCCCCACUAUUCCGGAAGUAUACAAUUUUCAAGAUAAAUCGGAGUUUCCGAUGAUUGCCAAAAGAGACUUUUACAAGGAGCUAAGAUUACGUGGCUAUCAUUACAAUGGCGCAUUUCAAGCCGUUCAAAUGGCUCGAUCAGAUGGUUUGUUCGGAAAAGUUGAAUGGAAUUAUAAUUGGGUAACCUUCAUGGAUGCUAUGCUUCAAAUUCAAAUUUUGGGGACUGAUUCACGAACUCUUUUAUUACCAACCAAAAUCCGGAAACUAAAAAUAAAUGGCGUACAUCAUUUCGACUUAAUGACAAAAAUGAAUCCUGACAAUCGCGUUUUUAAUGUGUAUAUAGAUCACAUGUUUGACCGUAUUAUAGCAGGAGGAAUAGAGCUUGUCGGACUACAUGCCAGUCCAGUGCAAAGGCGUAGACCUCCUGGUAUUCCAGUCCUCGAAGAAUAUAGGUUUCUUCCACUUUCUCCGUCCCCAAUUCUUUCCAUUAAAAAUGCUGCCCGUGUUUGCGUUCAAAUCGCUCUUGAGAAUAAUCCUUCCCUAAAAAUGAAGCUGGUCGAGUUAGACACGGAUGGAAGAAAGACAGUGUUAGCUGAAUUUUUAGAAGCAAUUGAAGAUUUACCUGUCAUAACUGGAGACGGCAUUCUAUUGACAUCUCAAAAACUAGAAAACAUUCCAGGCCUUCAUAUUGAAAAUGGAACGUUGUCUUCUCAAACAAAUUGUAAUUUUGUCUUAAUGGGAAGGCUUGAAGAAGAACAAUUACAAGAUAUAAUUGCAACUGCACAUAGGGUGCUAGUCAAUACUGGAUAUUUGUUGCUUAGACAAAAUUCUACGGCGAAUAUUUUGGCAUUGGAACAAUUUAGAACGAUUGCAAUUAUUCCGAUUGAUAACAACGAGGAAACAUUUGUUUUAAUGCAGAAAAUAUCACAAAAACUAUCAGCUAACCCAGUUUUGGUUAAAGUAUCUCAAAAGGAUAAGAAUUUUGAUUGGAUUGCAGUGUUACAAUCAGCGAUAAACUCAAAAGCCCCGGUUAUUGUGUAUUCAUUUAAUGAAUCAUUGAAUGGAGUUAUUGGAUUGGUUAACUGUUUAAGAAAAGAGCCAGACGGUAAUAUGAUAAGAUGUUUUUUUAUUGACGACCCAAGUGCUCCAGAGUUUGACUUGUGUCACCCUUUCUAUUCCACUCAGUUUUCAUUGGGAAUGGCAUUGAACAUCUAUCGUAAUGGUUCUUGGGGAAGCUAUAGACAUUUGAAAUUGUUAAAAAAUGAGAGUCCAAUGACCAGAUUAGAUCAUAUUUAUGGAAACGUCAUUCAACGUGGAGACCUAUCCACUUUACAAUGGCUAAAAGGACCUUUUAAUUCACAAAAUUGCCAGAUUAAAGUAGCGUUUUCUUCUCUAAAUUUUCGAGAUGUAAUGCUUGCAACUGGUCGGUUAGCGGUUGAAUUAUAUGGAUCAAGUCGCAUAGAUCAAAACUGUGUUUUAGGUUUUGAGUAUUCUGGCAUAAAUGUGGUAACAGGACGAAGAAUAAUGAGCAUGGUUGUUAAAGGAGGUGUGGCUUCCUAUAUUGAAAAACCAUCAAAACUUAUUUGGGAUAUUCCUGAUCACUGGUCAUUAGAAGAGGCAGCUACAGUGCCUGUAGUAUAUAUAACUGUCUAUUAUGCGUUUUUUAUGAUUAGCGACAUACGAAAAGGAAAAAGCAUUUUAAUACAUGCAGGUACUGGGGGCAUUGGUCUAGCCGCUAUUCGAGUGGCGUUGGCCUAUAACUUGGAGGUUUUUACAACAUGCAGUACUCCACAAAAAAAAAAUUUUUUAUUGGAUACCUUUCCGCAACUUAAAGAGUCCAACAUUGGAAAUUCUCGAGAUACAUCAUUUGAGCUUAUGGUUCAGCGUGAGACAAAUGGAAAAGGUGUGGAUUUUGUGCUGAACUCUUUAUCAGAAGAAAAGCUGCUUGCCUCAAUACGUUGUCUUGGUAAGUCAGGAAGGUUUUUGGAAAUCGGAAAAUUUGACAUGGCAAACGACAACAAGAUUGGAUUAGGGUCCUUUUUAAAAGAAAUAACUUUUCAUGCUGUUCUUGCUGAUAGCCUUCUAGUGGCACCUGAUCAAGAUAUUUGGCAUUUAAAAGCCCUUAUCGAUUCUGACAUUUGCAAUGGAAUAAUUCAACCAUUACCGGUUAAAGUGUUUCCGGCUCAUGAAAUUGAACAAGCUUUUAGACAUUUGAUCGGUGGCAAGCACAUUGGAAAAGUUGUUAUUCAAGUUCGAGAAAAGCCGGAUGAUCUAUCAACUUUACCUGUUCGAGUGCUUAGUCAAGUUUACUUUAAGCAUAAUCUUACUUAUGUCAUCCCUGGGGGUCUGGGAGGUUUCGGAAUGGAAUUGGCUGAUUGGAUGACUCUUCGUGGAGCACGAAAACUCGUGCUGAGCUCUAGCCGCGGAAUUAAGAAAGACUAUCAAUCUUUCAGGAUUGCGUAAGUCAUUAAUAAUAACAUUUGUAUACCCUUGAUUUCAG
Molecule: messenger RNA, 5307 nt
Organism: Drosophila subpulchrella
Lineage: Eukaryota; Metazoa; Arthropoda; Insecta; Diptera; Drosophilidae
Product: fatty acid synthase-like
Biological process (GO): fatty acid biosynthetic process
Molecular function (GO): 3-oxoacyl-[acyl-carrier-protein] synthase activity; oxidoreductase activity; fatty acid synthase activity
Source: RefSeq, a predicted model, not a curated record